ACAACCGCUCGUUCACUUCUACUAUCCGUCUUGUUGAGGCAUUUGGGUCUCUGCUGCUCAGCCGCAGAUUACUUGUCCUUUCAAAUACCUACCCUUUCCUUCUUUGUCUAGCCGCAGUAGCUGGAACUUCAUAUCCCAACGCGCAUCUAAGUUCCUACGAGAUAUGGACGCGCCGCAGGUUCAAGUGGGCGCGCCGGAGACCUCUUCGAACGUCGGAAAAGAAAGCGAAAGCACGUACCCUACACAGAAAACUGGCGACCGUGAUGUGGAUGUAACUGCGCCUUCGAGUGGUGUGAACGAAGGCCAGGCAGACUCCACUGAAGACAUCGAUCUGCCAGACGCGGGCGCAGCUGAGCCAGAAACGGCACCAGCACCCCCCAAGAAAAACCCUGGCUUCCAAUUCCUUGACUUUCUGAAGUCACCUAUCGUGGAACUGGUCGUCGGAACUGGAGAGAGCAAAACUAGCUUGUCGGCACAUCAAAGUUUGCUUUUGGAGUCGCCUAUUCUUGCAGAGAAGGUCACUGCCUUGGGUGAAUCGAGCGCUCGUCGCAUUGAGCUUCCCGAGGAGAAUGUGGAAGCCUUUGGUUAUUUCCUCCAAUUUCAGUAUACCCGCGAUUAUUCGGCCUCCCAGCUCGAAACACCUACCGAACAAGAAGCAGUCUCCGGCGAAAUAGACGAUAGUGGCGAACAAUUGUUGAAGCAUGCGCGAGUAUACACCUUGGCCGACAAGUUGGGGAUCCCUGCGCUCAAAACACUAGCACACUCAAAGAUUCACCGUAUCAACAGCACCUCGCAUGGAGAAAUCGCAUAUGCUCGCUAUGUCUACAUGAACACUCCGGUCGACGAUGUUACUAUUCGAAAACCAGUGGCCACCUUCUGGGCCCUGAGGAGCCACAUUCUCCGCCACGAGGCUGAAGAGGAAUUCCGAAAGCUGUGUAUUGAGGUUCCCCAAUUCAGCUUCGAUGUUCUUAGUCUUGUCCUCGAUCAGAAGGAGAAGCGUGCCCAGGACAAGGCUGAGUCUGAGUCGGCCGUGAAAGGAAGCGGACGGAAACGACUUCGGAGUGGGCUAUAGUAAACGAAAAUUUUAGAGAUUUGAUUGAAUUCUACACCGGAUAAGGGGGGAUAAGAAUGACG
This is a messenger RNA of Aspergillus costaricaensis CBS 115574, 1134 nucleotides long. RefSeq lists its product as uncharacterized. Bases 164 to 1072 code for a protein of 302 amino acids. Lineage: Eukaryota; Fungi; Ascomycota; Eurotiomycetes; Eurotiales; Aspergillaceae. The transcript is spliced from 3 exons. The record is from RefSeq and is a predicted model, not a curated record.